GCUGCUCUGAACUUCGACGUAUUGUAAAUAGUUGUCAGCCGUAUUAUUAAACUUCCUCCCCUAGCCUAUACAUAUCUUGCGUAGUAGGCUGCAUCACCCUUACUAUAGUACACAAUUUCCAAGAUGGUAAAAGAAACGUGUCGCUUCUAUGAGAAGCGCUUCCCUGACAAAGAUGAAGUUGUUAUGGUAAAUGUCCGCUCCAUUGCAGAGAUGGGUGCUUAUGUUUCAUUGUUAGAGUAUGAUGGCAUCGAAGGCAUGAUCUUGCUCAGUGAGUUGUCAAGAAGACGUAUCCGUUCUAUUGCACGUUUAAUCCGUGUGGGUAGGAAUGAGGCUGUCAUGGUGCUGCGUGUAGACGAAGAUAAGGGUUAUAUUGAUUUGUCAAAGCGUCGUGUCAGUCCAGAGGAUGUCAAGGCUUGUGAUGACAAAUACCAGAAGAAUAAAGCGGUGAAUAGCAUUCUCAGACACGUGGCCGAAUUAUGCGAUGCCAAACUUGAAGAUUUAUACGAACGCACAGCUUGGAAAUUGGUGGCGGCGUAUGGUACACAGUACGAGGCUUUCCGAAAAGCAUUGACCGAGCCGGAAGAGGUUAUGGGCAAGCUUGACUUGGACGAGAAGACCAGUGCGUGUUUGCUACAACAGAUUUCCCGCCGAUUGGCGUCACAACCCUCCAAGAUCCGUGCAGAUAUCGAUGUGCACUGUUGGACAUCCGAAGGCGUAGAGGCCGUUAAGGAUGCGCUUAGAGCCGGUAUCGCUGUAGGCACCGAAGCAGCGCCUGUCAAGGUCAACUUAAUAGCACCUCCCUUAUACGCCGUGACUACCAUGUCGACUGAUAAGGAUGAGGGUAUUAAGGCCGUGAACAAGGCGGUGGACGCGAUCAAAGACCGCAUUGCGACCAACGGUGGAUCACUCAGUGUCAUCAAAGAGGCACGGGCCAUCAACGAACUUGAGGAACAGAAACUGCAGGAGGAAAUCGAGAACGAAGAUGAGGUGGAAGAGGAAGAAACUGGCGAGAAUGGUGAAGUGAUCGGUGUUUAAAAAAAAAUCGGCGUUCAAUCAGCAGUAUUUGGCGUGUAUAUAACAUUAUUAGCAAGCGAUUUCUAGGGGUUGAACUGCCAGAUAAUAGUAAAGAGCUUUCAAGGUGUUUUUAAGACGUGCUUUGGAAAUUUAGUAGCGCCUGAAAAGUCAAUAAAUGCUAACUAACUUGUUAGGAGGCGGUCUCUGGUCCUUUAUAAGGAGCUUCGGACGAUUGAAGUCGCACAAGACGGCCCCAGAUGUUAUAUAAUGGUUCUACAAAAUAAUAUAUAAAACUCAAUGGUAGGGCUGGAACAUAGCCUUCUCGUCUUUUGGAAGGCUAUGGAUGGAACCGUAUUCCCGACCAAUACAUUCCUCAAUGGUGUAUAUUUUAGAGUGUACUUGUAUAGAUAUUUCAUAUGUAUAUUAGUGUUUGUGUGAGCAAC
Molecule: messenger RNA, 1457 nt
Organism: Sphaeroforma arctica JP610
Lineage: Eukaryota; Ichthyosporea; Ichthyophonida
Exons: 6
Coding region: 124-1035 (303 amino acids)
Cellular component (GO): multi-eIF complex; eukaryotic 48S preinitiation complex; eukaryotic translation initiation factor 2B complex
Molecular function (GO): ribosome binding; translation initiation factor activity; RNA binding
Source: RefSeq, a predicted model, not a curated record